Molecule: messenger RNA, 645 nt
Organism: Striga hermonthica
Lineage: Eukaryota; Viridiplantae; Streptophyta; Magnoliopsida; Lamiales; Orobanchaceae
Source: the annotation of a GenBank genome assembly
AUGGACCUCGAUUCUUUCGACUCCGCUCGUUGCAAGGAGGCUCUCUCAUCCUACGACGCCGUAAUUAGAGUCCUCGGAAAACCGAAUCUAGUCUCCCUCGACGAUUUCUACCGCAGGGAGCUCCCGGAACUCCUCCGUCAACGGAACCCUAAUCCCCACAUCACUGCCGGCGAGCUCUCCAGGCUUAUGGAGUGGAAGCUCGCGCGCGGAAAAUGGAGGCCCCGGUUGCUUUCCUUCAUGUCCGCCCUGGACGACGCCGUCGUGCGGGAGGCCUCCACCAAGGCGUUUGCUUCCUUGCCUGAUGUAUCCAAGGCCGUGCAGGAGCUAACGGUGCUGAAGGGCGUGGGACCCGCCACCGCCUCCGCCGUGCUGGCUGCCUAUGCGCCGGAGGUCGUCCCUUUCAUGUCCGACGAGGCCUUGAUUGUUGUGACUGGAGACACAAAGGACUAUUCGUUGAAGCGGUAUGUGGCGUUUGCAGAAAAGAUGCAGACAAAGGCAAAGAUGGAUAUGGCAGAGGUAACUUUGUGCCCGGGAGAGGAGGAAAUACGGGCAGAGGAAGAGGUAAUGCGUAAUGGAGAUCAAUGGGGAGGAGGUAGAGGUAGAGGAGAGCACCUAGGCUCACAAAGGAAGAGAAGACAAAACUAG